This is a messenger RNA of Suillus subaureus, 1749 nucleotides long. RefSeq names its product glycoside hydrolase. NCBI's taxonomy places the organism in Eukaryota, Fungi, Basidiomycota, Agaricomycetes, Boletales, Suillaceae. Gene Ontology annotation, cellular component: membrane; endoplasmic reticulum. The transcript is spliced from 18 exons. Gene Ontology annotation, molecular function: calcium ion binding; mannosyl-oligosaccharide 1,2-alpha-mannosidase activity. Gene Ontology annotation, biological process: N-glycan processing; carbohydrate metabolic process. The coding region runs from base 1 to 1749 and encodes 582 amino acids. The record is from RefSeq and is a predicted model, not a curated record.
AUGGAAGAACCAGGAGUCAGACAGAGGAAGAAAGCAGCUACUGGGUCGUCGUAUGGUCACGAGACGGACGAUGAAGCAAAGUCUGGCUCAGCACUUCCAAAAAUAUAUGUGUUACUAGCCGCUGUGUUGGUUUUGGCACUUUACAAUUUUCUAGCUCUGGUAAAGAGACCGCUCAACCAGUUCCUCGGUACACCUACCAGACAUCUACCAGGAGUUCGAACAAAUUAUGUCCCCACCUUCACAGCGGACGAGGCAAAACAAGACGCAGUGGUAGAGGCCUUUAAACAUGCGUGGUUUGCAUACGAAAGAGACGCUAUGGGUGACGACGAGUACCACCCAAUCUCGCACGCUGGCUCAAAUCUAACCAAAGCGGGGGGUAUUGGGUAUACUGUGGCAGACUCUAUCGACACGAUGAUUAUCAUGGGGCUGGAGGAUGAGUAUCAGCGUGCAAGGGCAUGGGUGGCAGACAAGCUCUCAUUUGAACGGGAUGGUAAUUUCAACACUUUCGAGACAACAAUUAGAGUCCUGGGAGGCUUACUGUCUGCAUACCAUUUGUCUGGGGAAGACCCCGUAUUUCUUGAGAAGGCCGAGGAACUCGGUAGCCGCAUUCUGCCCGUUUUUGAGACAGAGUCUGGUCUUCCGUUAUCACUAAUUAAUCUGGCACUUCGAGAAGGCGUGCAAGAUAACGAUAAUGGUGGGUAUAUCAGUACUGCCGAGGCUUCAACAAUACAACUCGAAUUCCGCUAUCUGGCGUACCUUACCGAUGAGGAUACGUAUUGGGAGAAGGCUGAAAAGGUAAUGGCCGUCCUGAGGGCAAGCGCAACGCCAAGCGGGCUAGCCUCCAUCUUUGUUGACCCGAAAAUGGGUCGCUACCAAACUUCAUCGAUUCGGAUCGGGUCUCGUGGGGAUUCUUACUACGAAUAUCUACUGAAACAAUACUUACAAACUAACCAAACGGAGCUUGUAUAUCGCGAGAUGUACGCCACAGCGAUGACAGGUAUCCACACACACCUGGUAAAGCGGGGGCUUUCCAGCCAGCUUCUCUACAUUGCUGAGCUUAACCCGGAGCGGAACCAAAAUGGGGAAAUUGGAUGGCGUUUAACACCCAAGCAAGACCAUCUCGUGUGCUUCCUUGGCGGUUCCCUUAUGCUUGGUGCCACAACGUCCGGUGCCCUUGUUCACAAUGUCUCAAUUCCACCCCGAACCGACGAGCUCACCGAACAAGGCGAACGUGAUUGGCUUACAGGAGUGGAACUCAUUAAGACUUGUAUGGCCACAUAUGACACCCAAACCGGCCUGGCGCCUGAAAUUGCGCACUUCCGUAUUCUGGGCGAUGGGGUAGAUGAUUCAGUGGCUCCUGCGGACUGGUAUAUCAAAGGCGCGCGCCCAAACGCCCCUCCUCCUUUUGAUGCCCGGUACAUCCUCCGCCCGGAAACUGUCGAAUCCAUCUUCAUUGCCUUCAGGCUCACCGGUGAUCCCAAGUAUCGCGAUUACGGCUGGGCGAUAUUUCAGGCCAUCGAAAAGCAUUGCCGCAUCCCAACAGGCGGGUACGCGAGUGUGAUAAAUGUGGAUCAAGUUCCCGUGGAGUAUGAUGAUAAAAUGGAGACUUUCUUGAUGAGCGAAACAUUAAAGUAUCUGUAUCUACUCUUUGCGGAUUCAAGUGUGCUUCCUCUCAAUGAAUAUGUCUUCAACACGGAGGCGCAUCCGUUGCCCGUAUUUAAUCCAACUAUACGCACCGGCUUUUCGUAA